This is a messenger RNA of Porites lobata, 38808 nucleotides long. The record is from the annotation of a GenBank genome assembly. Lineage: Eukaryota; Metazoa; Cnidaria; Anthozoa; Scleractinia; Poritidae.
CAUUACUGUACUCUCUUCGUAAAAUACCCCUCUGUCUGCAUGACUCCACUUCCAUGGUCUUUGCCAAUAUUCUCUUGUGGCUGUAUUUAAGAUAAGAUAAGCAGAUAGAAACCCUUAUUGCUGUAAGCAUGAGCUUGCUGCAGAGGAAAGAACGAUCGCUUCUACCUCACGUUUGGUAAAGUAUAAAUCAAGGUUGCACUGUAGAGAUUAUAUUUCUUCCAAAUCUCGCUUAAAGGAAUGUUUGGAGUACACUUCGGUUGAGGUAAGUCAUUCUCUACAAUUACUUAAUGACUCUGGAAAGGAUCUUCGUGAUUUGUUCCGAAAGAGUAGAUAUUGUGAGCGGCUAAUCUAUCAUCCCUUCUCUAAAAUACCGGCGGCAUCUUUUCGCUUGCUACCUUCAGUGCUCGAAAAGUGAAAGCAUAGUUUAAUCGAAGUUGAACUCUCUCAACGCGUCUCUCAAUUCUAGCUAAUUCUGGAGUUACAGAGCAUAGGUCAAUAAAAAUCAAGUGCUGGUAGUCUGAGUUUAUAGCCGGUGUUUAUAUAGAGUAAAGGUGUGAUCAACAUCAUCAUUUAUUGCUAUUAUUCUUUCUAUCUGAAAGACGUUUUCCGUAAAGAUGUUCGUUAGAAGAUUGCAAUCAAAGCCUUAGUUCAACAUUUGCGCGCGCGUGUCGUCUUGAUUGGAUACCCCUUGGAUACUCCGCAAGACUCCAAUUCCUAAGGUGAUUAUCUCGUUGUAAACAUAACCAUUUUAUUAUUGUAACAUCGCUACAAAUGAAGACCAUCCUGUACAUGCUUUGAAUUCAAUAAUCUGACGUCGGGGUUAAUGCUAACGACGGAAAAUACACAUUACAAAGACUCGAGUCAAUAUGUUUCGCCCGUCGUUUUUUCUUUCUAAUGACUGGGCGUUCUGUACACUAAGCUUGCUGACAGUUUAUACAAUUCCAAUCCUGUUCCACUGUCACCUUGUUCUCCUUUCCUCUGGCUGUGAUCAAUCAUUCAUCUUAAUUAAAGUUGCCUUGUUUAUAACUAAUUACUCGUGGCUUGAAAGAAUCAGUGAGGUUAAGUACCGAAAGGUCAAUUUAAAAGGCUCCUUUAAUAUUUUCCAAUAUUUUGAACGAGAGCAAAAAUAGAACUGCUACAAAUUGAAAAGUUAGUGCAUGAAACCUGCUUAGUCUUUGGCCACAGUACGACAGGCAAGAGGCCGUUGGGAGAAAAACCCGGGGAGUUUGUCAACAAAUGUUUAUACGGCAGGCUCGGGGGGUACUCAACAAAUGUUUACAUGUAUACGGGCAGGCUCUGCCACGAGGUCCAACUCCUCACACUUUAAACUAUGUACCAUUUUUCACGAAAAAGGCACCCCUUUCGAAUACCUUGCGCUGACAAAUGGUAUCCCUUUCACAUACCUUGUUUAGAACUUUGCAUCCAUUUUAACUGCUGUAAAUGCACUGUCUUUUAAAUGGGAAUCUAUCACAAAAAUAGAACGUUCUCUCGACUUUAUUAAGUCAUAAAUUUCAUCUGUUAGCCCUUUUGGGCCCUUUUACAGACCAAAAUGACAGAUUUCCCUACCCUAUUAUACUGACUUCAACUAGUGAAAUCCCUUCCCUUUCACAGUAAAGCUUGAAAAAGAUACUACUUUCGGGCCGAGCCUCCACGUAUAGCCCAUCAUAGGGAGUACUCCCCCCUGGGGAUAAAACUGGUCGAGCUGACAUCAAGUGACAUGUUUAAGUGUGACAGUUUUAUUUGGGGAAAACAACUCCAAAAAACACAACUUUUUAACUGACCAUUAUAAUUCAAAUAUCAAAUUAUCAUCGCUGGAGAUCUUAGCAAGUCUAUUUUCUUACAUUUAGUCACCCAAACUUACGCUCUAAACUCUCUUAGUGUUGGAAUGUUGAUAGUGCCAAGAGUGGUUAAGUUCGUGAGUUAUUGUUAACAAUUCCCUCAAACAAUCCCCGAGAUUUUCUGCGCUCAAAUAGAGACUCGAGAUUUUUUGUUAAUAGCUCAGGAAAACUAGGUAAAAUCAUGCGAAACCCCCCUUUCUUUAAAGUCUCUUAACCCUUUAAGCCCUAAGAUUGAUCAGCAUCAAAUUUCUCCUUGUAAUAUCAAUGCUUUAUAAAACAGAGUGGUUAUGAGAAUUACGGACAUGAUCACACAAAAUGAAUUUGCUGGAUGUUUCAUCAGCUUCUCCCCACUACUUUGGUUGGAAAUGAAUAGGAGCAACAAAUGAGAAUUCAAAUUUCGAUCUUAGGGUGUGAAGGGUUAAGGUCGUAAGACAGGUUCUGCGUUGAAAAGCAAUGUUGCUAGUUUUACCAACCAUGAGUUAAACUGAUUGUUUUACAACAAAUUAGCUUGCUGCAGGAGUUUCGAGAAGUUGUUGAAGAAAACAGAGAGUAGUUCUACUUUUUGCAACAAGUUUGAGUGAAACCUGCAGCAGACUGCUUUGAUUUAUGCGUGGUUAAAUGACCCUCAUACUCCGCAUCAUGGCUUUGAAAAAAAAAAAUAGUAGUUUCUCUAGCAACCUUUGUGGCAAUACAGGUGUGGUGUGGAAUCCCUAAUGAAAGGGUUCCCAAGUCUCCACUAAAAUAGUGAGUAAGUUGGGGAGGGAGGGUGUGUGUAAAUGAGAGUGUUGUAGGCAUAUAAAAAACAAAGAAAAUUGGUUAAUAGUUGAAUUAUUAGAAAAAGCACCAAAAAUUGAGCGACCAACAACUGCAAUGCAGCCACGUCCAACACAAAUAUACAGUGCAAAGUAAAAUGUUAAAAGUUAAAAACACCGAUAUUGAGCGACCAACAAACUGCAAUGCAGCCACGUCCACCACAAUACACAGUGCAAAAUAAAUUAAAAGGAACUUUUUGCAACAAGUUUGAGUGCAACCUGCAGGAGACUGCUUUGAUUUAUGCGUGGUUAAACAGUGACCCUCAUACUCCGCAUCAUGGCUUUUCAACUCGUUUUGCAGUUAUGUUCCAAAACAAGUUGAAAUGCUUUUGUUGCUCAUUUUACCGCUUAAUUACUUUAGAUUUUAGAUAGAUUUGUCUAUAUUUUUCCCAAGGAGAAGUAGUCGUCAGGAGGAAAAAUUUGACAGACAUGUAUAGAAAAAUUAAAUAUUGGUCAUUCCUCCCCUCCCCAACCCACACACAAAAAAAACGAUUCUAGUGCAGAUGAGGUCGUCAAAUUUUGUCAGAAGAAUUCUUUGUCUUGGUCUUGUGGCUUAAGUUUUUGUGAUUCAUAUUCAUUUUAUUCUAUUUUACUUUUCAUCUACAACAACACAUCCUAACUGAUUCUCAUACACAAAACCGCCCUAUAAUUCGCGCCCACCAAGAUGGGCGCAAGAUGGCUUCAAAAACCAUGAUAAGGUCUGUUUAAAACUUACUUGUUAUUUCCCCGUCUUCCAGAACACACCUACCUAAGAAUAAAACGUACAAAUUGUGUUGAUCUCAAGAAAACAAUUCCCAUCCGUCAAAAUUCCAUCCGUGUGACGUCCUAAAAUAGUAACAUUAACUAAAAAUACACUCUUUUCUUUUUAUAAGAAUGUUGUUUUACUGGCCCGGGUUGCCGAUUUUAGCCUCAAAAUAUUCUUGUAUUAUUCCAAAAUUAACAUGCAUGCUAUUUUCGUGAACAAAAUGUAUUGGGGUAUCAAUUACAGCUAGUGCAGGGUUUUUCGUUUUAUUGGGUAAUUUUGCCUUGUAGAGAAAGGGAUGGUUUUAUAUGGUUAAGUUGGAAACAUGCAAUUGUAUUGUAUUUAGAGACUUUCAAAACACAAAAUCAUAUUCGCUUCAGAAUCUCAGCCUCGGGUCCUUUCUUAAAAUAUUCUAAAACUUCGCAAAUUUCAGCGUCGAUACUCUUAAAAAAAUAUUCGGAUUUAUUCCUAUACAAAAGUGUACAACCUUCUCCGUUUGUGGAUUUGGCAUACUUGUAAACUGACCAAAAUGUGAUGACAUAUAGAACCUAUCAACUGUUGAUAAUGCCAUGUUAUGAAAGCUGGUAUCGAUCCCCCAUUGUAGCUUAUAUUUGGACGUUCGCAUGCGGAAAGUGGCAGGCCUUAAAAUAGCGUCAGUUCUCUUGAAAUCAGCAAAAAUUCUCCUCUACACCCUCUCUCGUCCGUAUCCGGGCAUCUCAGAUCUGGGGUUGUUAUUGUUAGGCUGAGGGUUUUUUUUAGUGCCCUUGCCUUCGAAUUGAAAACGCGAAGCAUACAUAUUAAAAAUUACAUUUGCAAGCAUUUGCGUCAUCUUGUUUUUGACACUUUGGACGUUAUCUAGCUGAUGUGUGCGAACAUUUUAGGGGUUCCCUCGAUGUGCUAUCAUAAGGCUUCCUUCUUCUUUUUUGACUUUUGUUCGAGCUCAAGAUUCCCCCUCGUAGAAACACUAACCCACGGUCAGUUAAAAUGCGAUAUAAGACCCCAGGGAAGAGAAGUCUUAUAGGCUGCAAAAAUUUCUAGAUUACAUUCACAGGUGAUUAAAGAGCUACUUCGAGUGGGCAGCCAUGUUUGGCUUGGUUCGACUACUAUAGUGAAAAGGAAGAAUUAUUGAGGGCAAAUAGAAUUACUAACACACUUAUCACGCACAAACUCCAUGCUGACAGUUAACUUGUCCAUCUGCUUGUUUUACACUUUAAAUGCGAAUAUUUUAAUUCCUUUGAUGCUUCAUGUCAUCCACUGAAAUGAAGGAUGUAUGAAUUUCAUAAUAUUAGCAUUAAUUUACGUCAUCCAUUAUUAAAACUAAAGUGUUUUGCACUCACAAGAAAUUUCCAUCAAUAUGAGUAAAUCGUUUCUAAUGCAGUGUAAAUAUAUCUGAGCAUAAUGCCAUAAUAAGCUAUAACAAUAUAACGUAGUCUAUUUUGGCUUGGUUCUUUCGUGCUUGUCAUUGGUCGGUACGUUUUCGUGAUAUUUCAUUUUCCAUAUUAGCCUACGUGAUUAUCACGGAGGAAGUACAUUUCAGUGGCUGACGUUUUAUCACCUUGGCCUUACCAGAAAUGUAUUUCAGGCCAAAAUGACCGCCUGAUUAUCAAGAAUGAUUAGUACUUUUCUUACUUCUGCCACUUUCGUAAACGCAUGAAAGAAACUGGAGAUAACUACUUUUUAAAAACCUUAACACACUCUUCCUGUCUAGUGAAAAAUUCGAGGGGGCGGCGGAGCGGAAGACCCCCGCCCCCCAACUUUUUCUGGAAUAAAUAAACAAAUGUGAAAGACUUAAUACUCAGCCUCCUCUCUUCAAGUCACUAGUGAGCCCCCCCCCCCCCCGACAUUUGCAAAAAUAUUCCGCCGUCCCUGCUUCAAACUUGAUGUCAAUUUCACUUUCAAAGACUUCACACGCGUACACUUAAUUUCAAUUAAGUUGUUAGUAAGUUAUGCUUUCAAACGAAACUCUUUCUGGACCCGAUCAAAGCUGUGGAUCAGCUGGUUGUUAUUUCAUUUAUUUAAUUUUUAAUCUUAAUGACGUGUUUUACCAAAAUACUUUUAAUCAUAGUAAUAAAUUCAAAUAGCAACAUGAAUACAUGAAUACACACGCAAAUCCUCCUUUAUGAAAGGACUAAUAUUGUUUUUCUAACGAAUCUGUGUACAUUCACUCCCCCGCUUGGUAAAAAAUGGAACGUUUAAACAGAGACCAAGAUGGCGCACAGUGCAAACAAGCUGACGAAUUGGUAGUGGGGCCAUCUAGGUAUUGUUACAAAUCACUUCUUCCCAUAAAUUGUAAACAAUAAUACUCAACGUGCUGUGAAAAAAAAAACAAGCAUAAACACACAAAACGAGUAUUUUUUAAAUUCAUUAUUUAAGCUGCAAACGGCAACAAUAAAAGCUAUUGCUCUGGAGCUAUUAUUUAAAUAAAAAUGGCGAUUUAGGCGGGACUUCCAAGGUUAUGUUACAACUUGGGGAAGGUCCACCGAAUGGGAGCAAUGCUGUUCAUUUUCGUUUUAACAAUAAUAUCAAAAUAAGCGUAAUUACAUAUCAGCGUUUAUUAUUUAUUCAUUAUUUAUCAUGCGUAAACGUCUUAUCAUUAUUUAAAACAUUGUAAAUCAACGUAAAGAACACCCAAGGAAUACUGGGAGUAGAGUUCCCUGCUAACAGAGGUCUCUUUUCUCUAGUACUCGGCGAGCGGAAUACCAGAGAAAAGAGGCCUCUGUCGACAGGGAAGGAGCAGGAUAGUCAGUACUUUGCAGCACGUCCAGAAAUUCACAGAUUUAUGACUGCCUGCUCCACAGGUGGGUAUUGGGGAACUCGCUAGCACGCGAGACCAGCGAGCUCUCCCUAAUAAUUAACUCAAAUUUCCCCCAGUGAUCGCGAGCGACUGGGGACGAGGCAGGAUGUCUGAUUCCCACAUCUAAUUAAGAAGCUAGAAAUUCAGCGCGGCAUGAUAAUUAUUAUUAACAACUGUACUGCGCCAGAGUUUUGAUUGUCUUUUUUUAUAAGAGCCCUACAACGUGCGCGGGCUAUUUGGUCGUUUUAACAAAUUUAAGUCAGGAAAAUGUAUCAGUAUUUCUUGCUUGUUUUUGAUAAAACAAUUAGUUAAAGCAACGGAAAUCAAAUCGUCGGAAUUUCACGAUUCUUAGGCAUUCUACGGACGAACUGAACAGUCACUAUAUUAAGAUUUUUGUGAAAGACUGGCAGUAUUUGUGGAUCUGUUUUUCUAGUGGAUAAUUUAGAAUUGUACGAUAGUCAGAGAAAACAACGUAACUCGGGAAGUCGUCAUAGCUCCUAUCAAUUCAUUAACUUUUUAAUAAACGCAAGUCUUUGAAUGACUAAUCUGUACGCUGCAUUGUUUUGCAGUUCAUCUCAGACUGAUACAGAGAUGCAAGAACACAUGGGCCCACCAGUGUUCAAACUGGUCGCUAGGAAUUCAAGAAAGAACUCUCCGUUCUUCAAAAAUGAUUCAAACGCGCCUCAGUCGCCGUUGAGGGGUACACCGAAGCAAGAACCGAGGGACAGGGAAGGUGAACGUACGUAUCAGCGGCUGAGCAAAAAUUAAAAAUAAACCCACCACACUGGCAAGAGAAGUUUCAACUGUUUGCUUAUUCUCCCGGGCCCAGCUGUUCAAAAGGUGGAUAGUGCUAUGCAAUUGGUUUCCCUAAUACUUAUCCACUCGAGAGUGAUUUAUCCGGUGGAUAGCGCUAUGACGCUUUUGAACAACUGGGGCCAGCCUGUUCCAAAAUCUCAGUAGGAAAAAGAGCGCGCGAGAUAAAACAGGCCCCAUCUCUUUCUCUUUUUCGCAUUCGGUUUUCUUUUCGCUCGUUCCCACUUACUGAGAGCCACGAAAAGAAAAGGGAAUAUAUUCCCCGAUUUUAACAAAAAUAAAGAUAAUGAUAAUCUCUGAAAUUGAUACGGACUGAAUUAAUUAUGAAUGGCGUUUCAACAAAGCCUUUGAAACUUUUGAUUGGCCAAAUGCUGGUAUACAAGGACUUCUAUAGUAUUAUUGGGGCAGCUAGUACUCGAAGUGCCUUCUCCAUAGCUUUCAGUGUUAGAUGACUUGUUCAAAUAGGAGUAUAAAUAAGAGCGCUUCUUGUUGAAUAAUUGAAUUUAUCGAUUGGUUAUAUAGUUAGUUAAGUGGUUUAUUUUUCUGCCUCCUUCAGCGUUUCCAUUUACUUUACUUUGUUUUUACUUGCAUCAAACAUGAACAACAGGUCGAACGGCAGCCUUGAAUCUGGAAUGGCUGAAAAGCUCCGUUAAACUGCUUGAGAGCGCACUGAGGGAACGCAACAAACAGAUGGAUAUACAAAAAAAGGAAAUCGAAUUCUUGCGUAACGAACUCAGGCGAAAAGACGAUGUCAUCAGAGAAUACGAGAACUUGAUCAAUGAAAGAGAGGAUAUGGAGAGACAAGAGGUAGAGAUAUUACACAAAGAAAUCAGAACAUUACGAAUGGACGUCAUGUCAAAAGAAGUGACGAUACGGGAACACGAGCAUGAGAUUGAGCGACUGGACAGCAAAGUUGAAAAGCUGAUGUCCGUCAUGCCGCCAUCUCUGCCUCAAGGUCGUGCGCGUGCGCAAGGAGUGUCCGCUGAGCCAAAGCAGCUCAAUCACGCCAACAUCCAAAAGUAUCUUCGACAUUAUCCAAAAAGUGAAAGGUGAGUUCGGCGAGACUGCCGAGAAACAUAACAAAGUUUUUUAACUUUUAAGUGAACCGACCACCAUUCGAUCCCUUCAUCUUAACUCUAACUUGGAGAUAAACGUUUGCCCCCCAGGGAGGCAGGUGUUAAUUUUCCAGGAGCCCAUAACCCUGGGACCAGGCUCCUUAUUGGGGAAAAACAGCUAAUAAUGGGGCGAGCGGGAAGAAAGAGGCGAACCGAGCGGGGGAUCGAGAGAGAAAGGGACGUUCCGCUGCCUUUUCCCCUCCGGCAGUCGGCUCGCUUCGAUCUGACGAUCGCCAAUUUGUCUCAGAAUAAGUAAUAUUAAAUCAAGAAAGAAAGAAAGAAAGAAGAUAGCUGGCGAGAAAGUCGAAAGCUUUAUUCUCUUUUCGUCCUCCUUUCUACUAUUUUUGCAGCAUUUUCCAGGUUUAUGCAUUUUGACCCUUCCGCUAUGUUCCAGCACUUCAACCUCGUUCCCGCCCCAUUUUCUAAGGGUAAAAGCCCUAGGAACGAAGUUGUACUGUACUUACUAUUUUAUUACUGCUUAGUAGAGUCGGAUUUUGAGAACCAUCGCAGAAACCGUAGCCUGCGUGGCAGACACUUCCGUUUCCUUUACAAUAAAAUUUAACAGAUUGCAAGUUAAAGUUAUAACAAUUAUCAAGAAAGACUACUGCAUGGACUGACUAAGAAAUCAAUCGUGAGGAGGCGUGUAAUACGGUAUCCGAUCAGGCUUAUCUCCGAGGAUUAUUUUAGGGAAUCACGAACCAAAAAGAUAAACCUCUUCAUGCGAGUAAUGUGACACUGGAACGGUGUAAAAACGUAAAUAGAAACGAUAAAAACAUGUUAAAAGUACUAAACCAACAAAAACAAAUGUUCACUACGACACAGGUAGCUUGCUAAAAGCAUCACGUUCAAAUUUCAAAGCAUGAUGGUGCGCUUUAUUUGAGUGAAUAUUUGUCCGAAAACAACACCCUUUUUUUAGUUUUGAAAACGCUAAAAAAGAACCCUUACUCUUGCUCGGGCCUCUCUAAAUCGAAGUAUGUUUGUAAAAAAGAAAUGGAACAAUUUGCUCAACAACAGUAUUAUUAUUUCGACCUGAAAAAAAAGGGAGGAAUAGUAAGAGCUGUUUUAAAUAAUUUGUAAUGUAUUGAUCGAUAUUGCUACUAACAUAUUAAUGAAUUCAAUCAAGCCACCGUCAUUUGAUAUUGUAAUUUUCAUAGAAUUUAUUGUAACAAAGGGGGGAUCUCCUUAGAAAAGCUGUAACGAGCUUGCAGAGAUCUUCCUACUACUAGAUACGUUUUCCAGCAAUCAUAAACUAAUGUAAGAAAGAUAUAAGUGGGGAAAUAAAUAAAUAAAACAUAGACCCUUGAUAGCCUGCGUGCAGAAGUCUCCUGUUUCCCUUUGAGAAUGCACGCAGGCUCAGUACGUAUUUAAUCGGUCUGGGAUAAGAAAACAAACAGAAAAGUAACGCAAAAUAUUUCGUAUUUUCUGAAGCUUGCUGUACGUUUUCUUCCCGUGACAGCGGCGGGUUUUGCCCCUAUUUGUACGCCUUUGAAAAGACUCCUGAUACUGAACUGUCCGAACUGAUAUUUUGAGUGCCGUGGAUAUUUUGCACCUGCAACGAGCAUCACACUAUUCAAUCGCUGCGUCUGAAUUGUUUAUAACAUGAGAUGAGUUAAGGUGAUUCCCUGGUUUUGCACUGCGCAUCUCUUACUGAGCAUAACAAGAUGGCCUCCGUAAAAAAGAGCAUGUGAAGUAAUGUCAAUAAAAUGAAGUUGACCGAGGAGAAACGCUAUUGCAAUUUUUGCUUGCGGUUGUUUCUUGCUGAGGUGAGACUCAAUGUGGUGGGAACGUGCAUAACGUAAGCAGUAAGCGUGUUGCUCAGUUCGACUUCCUCACGGAGAACCUCGAUAGUGGAUGUUAGUGCUUAUUCACUUUGAUUUUCAUUUAAACGCUUUCUUUAUCACAUUGUGUCCUAAAUGUGAUAUCUCGAUGUAAAUUCUGUAAAAACGGAUUUUUUAAUACUUUCUUCCCCCUUUCGCAUACAUUCUAUUUUGAAACUCGCCCCAGUCCUCUCUCCAAAAUCAAGGAAAAAGCAUUUGGCGCGCACUUUCUGCAGCUCUACCGCAAAAACGAGUACGGUGACCCCCAUUUUCUAUUUCAUGAUUUUAAUAAGGACAGUGCUUCCUUUCGGUGAGAAAAAAAUUGGCCCAAAUCUAUGUUCAGUUUUUUGGCAAUUUUACUAAAUUGUACGGAUUGAGCUAUCACGUGUCGAAUAGCGCGUGUCCAAUUUAAUUUUACUUUGGAGCGUAAAGUAAAAACAAGGGCAUUAAAAGGCAUUUUUCUGGUACGUAAGUGGAUAAACAAUACAUUGAAGUCAAAUUCUGUGCCAUACCACAUGCAUCAUUGAAAAUAACUUUCGUUUUUGUCUAGUUUUGGGCUGCGCGCGGUUGUUGUUAAAGGGUCCAAAAUAGCCGUAUUUGUCAGCAUUGUGACGUCAAAACGAGCACAGUGACCCCCACUUUGUAUUACUUACUUUUUUAUCCUCUUCUUGACUUGUUACAUCAGUGUGCCAAGGUUCAUCUACAAUCUAUGUUAGGUUCUUUUACUAGGGAAUCACCUUAAUAGUAUAAUUCUCUGAUUCGCACAGACGUCUGAGACGUGACAGCAUGCUACAUGUCUUCAUUCGGAUCAAAAUUCCUUUUAAUAACCUCAUCUUUUUGCAUGGUAAUAUAUUCUUUAGAUUAUAAAAUCUUUUAUAUUUCACUCGUAGGGAUGAGCAUUCACUGAUCCUAACAGUACUCAUCAUCAUCGUAAUGCUUUUUUCCCGGGGGGGCGGGGGGGGGGGGGUUCUGCCAUAUAUGGGAAAUAUAGGUACUGUAUGUGUCGCUGUGAAGCAGGCCUGGCUGUGAAGGGUAUGGUUUUCAAACAGUUUACUCUGGGACAGGGUAUAUAAAUCAGAGAGUUUGGGUCUAGAAGAGGGCAUCAUUUUCCAUUUAAACUGAUCAAUUGGCUGAAGAUUUUAGUCUAGAAUAGGGAAACCGGGAAUUGCCACUCAAGAAUAUAAAAAUUUCAAAUCAGUUUUGUUUCGGCUGGACUGUGCUAGUGACCUCAGUUGUUUCUGGAACACAGCUUCUCUAGGAUAGGGGGAUUUUCGGAGUUUAGUCUAGUAUAGGGUUGCAAACGUCACUUGAACUAACUCUGGUAUAGGCUAAAGGUUCCAGGGACCCAGCGACACGGUAAUUCGUUGAGUCCGUUGGGGGUUCAGAACAAGGAUCUCUGCGCUGCUUCGCAGACGGUACUAAUCAGAGUUUAGUUAUCGUCUGCACGCAGGCUACCCGAACCCAAAGUUACCACUUUAGAGCGCGCCAGAGCCGUCUCUUACGACUCAGGUGGAGGUGCUUCUGAUCUGCUUAUCGUACGAAAAGAUCUGGCGGUACUGAUAGAAAACUUUUGUUGGGGGAGGGGAGUGUUGUGUGCCCGUUAGGGGGUGGGGAGAGGAGACGGAUGACAUUUUAGACUACGGACAUAGCUCUCAGUUUCAGAUACUGACUCAUUUUGGUCAGGGUUUCGAGUGCUGUUAGAGAAAUCGGAACUUGACCCCGGGGAACUUGACUAUUAUCUCAAUAACCAUGACUAUGAAUGCUAUGACACCGUCUUGCACUGACUGCACCUGAUUGGGCCGGUGGGAACGACAGUAGUCAGGUCAGUGCUCCUAGCUGACAUCCUCGAGUUACCGACAGCUUUUAGGAACGUGGCACGUUCAAACAGAACGUGCCUCUCCUCUCAUUAAGGACGAGGACGGCACUGAAAACGUCACUGAAACGUCACUUUAUCGCGGUUUUUUAGCUUUGCCAAAUUUGUCAAACGUGCGAAUGUUCUCAGAGCUGAAUCCAAGUUUAAAUUGGUCUUCAUCACGUCCUCCUUUAAACGUCGCCUCAGGACACGUCCAAUAGUCGCGUGGUGACGGCAAAGAAGUGUCAUGCACGUGCAAAUUUAAAUCGUCUGAUGUUCGACGAUGCCGUCGUUGUCGUCGUUGCGUAACUUCCCUAUUGUUCCUUGUCAACAGCUAUCCAUUUACGUGACUUUCAUUGAUUAUGAAAAGUCAAGUGUAGGUUAAACUUCCUUUUCCUGCCUAAAAGGAUGUGCGACUUGUGCGCGCGCAGACUGUUUUAAUACGUAUACCUAAAAGCACACUUGAUAUGAUAUGACUGACGUCAAGGGUGUAAAUCAGCCGGCUAGAGAACCUGUUAUCUCAACUACGAAAAUCUUGCAGCAAGCUUCGCUCUUCUCAGUGCAAAAACGACGGAAAAACAGGACAUAACAGGAUCUCGCCGCAUUUGAUCUAGUCUCCAGCUAAAAAUUCGUAAAGCACUACAGCGAAUGGUGCGGGGUAAUUAAUUGUUUCGCAAAGCACAUUUCAUAUUUUACGUGAAUUAAUAAUUGAUCGAAUGGUUGACUUUCAAGAGGGUAAUGUUUUAUUAAAUCCUCCGUUUUGAAGAAAUAAAUUACGACCGGCAAUUUUUCAAUGGUUUUCACUGCAAAUCAACAAGCUAGUAAAAGGUAAAAUUAUAACUGAAAAUCAAUUAUUGUUGACAAUAGUUAGUUGGUAUUUUCAAACUACUGCAUACAAUUUCAACAUAUAAUGAAUGCUCUCUGAUAUGAAAUGUCAACAGUCUUAAUGCCUUAAAGUAUUUUAUUUUGUAAACACUCUUACCGAGCACGUUUCUAGUGACAGAAAAGAGACCAUUUUAGUCGACAUUUCCACUUAUCAACGGAUGAUUAUUGACUGAUGACCUUCUUAUAUGAUCUAAUAUUGACAAGGACGCUUGCUUUUGACGAUAGAGAUCCGGUCGCUUUUAGUCCGAAAGUCCGUGCGCCAUAGGAAAUGUAAACAGCGACAAGCAGGGGGAAUAAUAAUAAACAGCAAUUGCACUCACGAAGAAAUAGAUUAAGAAAACAAAGAGUCAAUUGUGCAGGAAUUGUGUGUUCUUUUUAGAACCUGUUGGUCCAAUAGAACUUCAUGCCCGCGUUUCCGGUUUUUUUCUUUUUUCUUUUGUUUUUGCCAUCGCUUCUUUUGAGUUAUUCCACUUUCAGACAAUAAAUUAAUGCUUGGCCUUAAUUUUUUGGUGAAUAGUUAUGACUUCGUUUUAUCUCAAAACUGACACAGCUGAGAGGCCAUAUGUAAUUGUCUUGGGAACUGAACGUGUCCCUUUGUACUGCAAAUGUAUCGCUUACGAUGUCCAUUCUCUUAGAAUAAGGUCCGUUUUUGAAGGGAUUAGAAGACCUUAGAAACAAGGUGUAAAUGAGGAGACUUAAAUCGGCAGAGGGCGUCAUAUAGGCCUCACAUACCAGGUAAGAGGAGUCUGAUCUAUUCGAAGUCGACGCCCAAUACAACGCAUAAUCUCCCUUGUAAACAAACUACAACUGAAUUUAAAACAGUAUGAGGCUAAUUAUUUCUCUUUGAACAGCUAAGAGGCAUUUGCAGUUUUUCAAGAAGAACCAUUUACCUAUCUGACAAUUUACUGCCAAGAGCAGUUGGUUUCCUAAACGAGGGCAGUACAUCCGUCGGUGCUGUCAAUCUAUAAUUAGCAUACAAAUUACUUACGACCACGUCUUUGAGAACAUAUUUAAGGAAGUUUUACACUGCACAACGGUAUUGAUGAUGAAUUCAUAAACAGGGAAGGUGGCGAUAACACUUCUCCGCGAUUUUGCGCUCAACUCAACUGAGACGUCGAAAGUGUUUUUCGUCUCAUCUUUGAGCAAAAGUAAUCCCAGUGUUCCAUUGGAGACUCGAGCACGCGUCGAGUGAUGCAUUGCGGCCGAGCGGCCAGCAAAAAGAAGGCAGGGUGUUUGUGUUUUCGGCGGGGUACUCCUGCAGUAGCCACAGCGAAAAUGGGUAGUCUGCGAGAGCUGCAGCAAGCUCUGCAGGAAAAGAACACCGAAAUGAAAAUGAAAGAUAGCCGCAUCCUGGCCCUUGAGCAGGAACUGAAAAGAAGGAACGAAAUCAUCCGGCGUCUGGAGAGCGAGCUGGAUAAGUAUCGGUCCGUGUUGCAACCCGCCGUAGCAACUCGAAGCAGAAAUCAGCGCCAAGGUAUUUCAGCCGAGCCGCAGAGCUAUAAAACCUUCAACGACGCUUCCAAGCCGCUUCAGAAACACAGUAAAAGCCAAAGGCAAGGAAUCUUAAGUAAUUUAACCAUGAUGUUAGUGUAGAAUCAGUUGAGGUUCAGCUAGCGCCAGGUUGCUAUCGAUCAUGUGGUGUAGACAAACCGGCUUUGAAUGUCUAGUUUUGUGAUCUCUGGAGACAUCAAAGAGCUACCUGACGAAGAAAACAUUUUAUGGCGAACGUGCCAGCUUUAUUUCGUGAUCGCUGGUAUUAUUACUACUCUAUGAUUUUUGGCAUCUGCGGUUAUAGCCAGCCAUAUCGAGUCGACGCCAACGCAAAAAUUAUAACUGACUGAAGUACAGAUCAAAAUGUCUUUAUCAUAACCCGGCCUGAAUUAUUCGCAAUAGCAUGUAAAAAAUUGCGCCUCGCACAGGGCAAUUGAUUGUGCGAUUGAUAUUAUCGUUUUUUCGCUUUGAUCUCCACAUAUUAGGCUAGCUUGUGGUUACGUCUCUGCUCAGUGUUUUGACUGGUGUUGGGUGUACACUCUGAUCUGGUGGCAUGUCCAUUUCGCUGUGAAACGCCGAGCGUCACCGACAUGCAUGUCCAUUUCGUUUGACCUUGCGUUAGUCACACGCAAAGCCAAUUCGCGAGAGGUGAAUUGGCUCCUUACUCGAUGACGUUUUUUGUUGUGGAAUUUCAAAGUAUUUUCCAAUGAUCGGCUCGUUGUUGUUUUUAUUGCACACUCACAUCGACAACUAACCGCUGUUGCGAUCGAUUACGGGUCCGAGUUUACACACGUCCGCGCGCCCUUCGCUCGAUCUAGUUUUACAUUUUAUAUUCGAAAUUUUCAACAUUUUUUUAUUAGCCCUUUGGAAUACUAGCUUUCCCAGCGGACGUUUUAGGGUGAUUCAACAGCUUGUGAACCUAAGUUUGCUUGUUCCAACACGUUAAAAACACUUACAACCCAAAGGGAUAGUACUUAUUUAUCUCUUAAUUACGCUUCAUGAGUUUUUCGAUCGAGCAGCCAGUGUUACCUGAAAUUGACAUCCUUUCCGAUUAAUACUUCGACCACUGAAGGCGAGCAAACGCGCAGAUUAGAUAUGAACGUGAUCUUUCCGCGUUCUGUCAAAAACUAUCGUGUUCAUUCAGUAAUUAUAAUUUUAAUUUUGUUUCUGUUAAGCUGCAUAUUUUUGGUCUUUCUGUCAUGUAGAUCAGGCGACGGCCUGGAUUACAUGUUUUACCAGACGCGCUAGACGUACGCUACGCACGGUCUAGUUUUGUACGAUGCACGCGACUUCUAAAAGAAAGGGUGGCAUCGCGUCGUAGAGAAACACGCCAAGAAGGGUCGUGAAGUGAACAUUUCCGGGGACUGACACGCGUACACUUUUGCUUUUGAAAUAGGCAUCAACGAUUGAAUGCAAGUUUGAUUGUCAUUUCUACAUAUCUACUUGAUAUGUCGAUCGAUCGGAGCAAAGCUUUCCAUUUAAUUUUAUCCCCUCGCUGUUUUUUUUUUAGUUGCAACGAAAGGCGCCAUCAUUAAUCGGGAAACCGCAGCAUAAACACGCUAGUUACCGAUUGAUUUUUUGUUGAGAAAAGUCGGCUCUCUAGAAGGGGUUUGGUUUUACAGAAGAAUAUAUUUACAUUUAUCUUACAGCUUUUGUUUCGAUUGAAAGUUACAAUCAGUGUUUGAAGCCCCAGGGAAUUUCUAUAAACAUACUGAAAAAGGAGUCGUUUUAUGGAAUAACCAGCCAGCUUGUUCCCUGGAUUGUUUCACAGAAAACUACACAGAAGAUGGACGGCAGAAAAUACCAGAUGGAAAUUAGCCUUAGUUUUCCUGUCAUUGUGUAAACAUUUUCAUGCGGUCGCUUCUUAUUUCGAUUGAUCACUCAGUUUUUACUACACAGCUAACUCCGUGUAUACCUUAAUGAAGUUCCGCCUUUUAAUGACAUUUUGUUUUGUCUCUUAAACAUUUGUGGCAUGACUUAGACCAGUCUUUUGAUGCUAUCUUUGUUCUUGAAACAGACGCUUGUUACAUAUGACCAUAAAGCCAAAGUAUAAGUAUGCUAUUCCUUUAUUUCGCCGAUCAUAAAAAUCCUUUUUGUAGCGAUUUUUGCCUGUUAUAUGAGCCAUGCUAUUUCAUAAAUGCAGCGUUUACGUUUAUAAAGGCGUUGUGGUUUUGCAAUUUCAUUUAACUUUGUAUAAAGGUCCCUGUUGUUUAUUAGUGUUGGAAUUAGAUUUCUUCGACACAUUUCAUAGCAAUAUUGUCGAGGUCAGUCUUCUACAUGUAUUCUACCAGGCGAAUAUUCAUUCUAUAAUCCAUUGUAGUAAGGCUGUUUAUUGUUUGGUCAGAAACUUAUGGUUAUAUUGAUGGUAGAUUGGUUUUAUGAACGCUGACAACGCAAAUAUUCUUGGUGAAUAAAUCACCUUUUCAUCGAAUGGCCAAUUAACAAGUCAAUUUCUCUGCUUGUUAUUAUUAUUUUAAUCACUCUGCAGUAUAGCAUAUUUCGUUUUAAGUUAGUUAUAAGAUAUAAUUUCCCAAAGUUCUCCUUUCCCCUUUCAUUAAGGAAAUUACAGGACACGAUAUAUUUUCCGAUUUUGUGGUCUCCAAAUUCUAGAAAAGGAUAGCAAACUAUUAUAACUGAAUUGAAUUCAUGUGUUUGAAACGCUGCUCUUGACCGUUCUUGUGGAACAACAAGAAUAAAAUGAAGUGAAUCUUGGUAUUUAGUCAGUUCUGUGAUCCGUUAAAAAAGAUUUCUUUAAAAUUAUGAGGCCUAAAAAUUGGUCAUAAUCUUUAGUAAAAAGAAAAUUUAAGCAAUUUACGAUUACAUCAGGACAAUUAGUUGGCUUUCUGUUGGUAACUGUGAAAGACAACCCAAUAUCUGAAAGCGGUACUGCAGUUAUCUAAUGCAUAAUUAACACAGCCUUGAAGGUCCAGCUAAUUAACUGCAUUCUACAAUGAGUAUUCACUGAUGACAAGUAUUGGAUAUAGUUUUCAUGUGCGUUCAGUAGAUUUGGCUCUCUUGGACUGUUGGUUUUAAUUACUGUGCAAAUAAGAACAAAGUGGAAAGCUGAACAAGUUCAAGUAUCACCUCUCCACUUGGUGGUGAUCAAGUCAUCGAUCACUGAGCAUAUUUUAAUUUUAUUGUUGUUCUGGUUUGUGCCCUUGACAAAAGCAAAUAUAAAUAAUCAGAAGCGUUUAUCUCUUUUAUUUAUAUUGUAUGGGGUAGAUCCAAUGUCCUCUGCAUCAUGCUAUGUGGAAGUGCCAUUAAAGGGAAAGUAAACAAUACUGUUUAACCACUGACAAUCUUUUUCUGCUUCAAAGAACCUUUGGUCAUAAAAUUUUCAGCUUUCUUUGCAACUGAGGCUUUUCUUUCAGUGUCUGUUUUAACUGUUUUAACCCUAAGAUCAAAAUUUGAAUUCUCAUUUGUUGCCCCUAUUCAUUUUCUACAGAAGUAGUGGGGAGAAGGUUAUAAAAUAUCAAGCAAAUUCAUCUUGUGUGAUCAUGUCCGUAAUUCUCUUGACCACUCUGUUUUACAAAGCUUUGAUAUUACAAGGAGAAAUUUGAUGCUGAUCACUCUCAGGGCUUAAAGGGUUAAACAUGUGUUAGUUUAUUAAAGAGACAACAAAGCAACAUUUAGUUCAGCGUUUUGUCGAUAAUGCAAUUUAAUUGUGAGCUAUAAUGGUCUUCAUAGCAACUUAAGUUACAAACCCUAAAGGCUUUUGCAGUGUACUCCAUUUUGCAGACUCUAAUGAUUACUCUACAUGUAGCUAACCAUUUAAGCCCCACUAUCCCUUUAAGUCCCAAUAGUGACCAAGAUCACUAACCAUACACUGUGAUCUGUUAUCAAAUUCUCUCAACUAAUUCUUUAUGGAAAUGUAUGGAGAUCAGUUUGGAGAAUUUGUAUGUGGAUACUGGGGCUUAAAGGUUGAUCCACAUACAUUUUCUCCAGACUGAUCUUCAUACAUUCGCUGACAGAAUUAGUCGCAUGUUUCCCGUGGUAAGAUAGAUAGAUAGAUAAUUUUUAUUUCAACAUUUGGAUUUAAAGAGUAGCAUUGCUGCUAGUAUCUCCGAGUGAAAAGAAACAAAACAAAUUAAUAAAAUAAUCAAGUACAAUCAAUGGUAAUCAUUUUAAUUAAUUCUGGUAACCUUUUCUCUGGAUGAUGUAUUGAUAUUCUUACGAGAAAAUUAAUGUUAGUCACUCACGGGACUUAAAGGGUUAACAUAACUGCUAAGUUGGUACACCCUGGGCUGUGCUGUAGCUGUCAGCCCAGUGGUCCCUGGUAGCUUACUUUUACACUGGAUAAGUGACUUAGAAAUCUUAGUUUUUAUGGCAGCAAUAGCCUGUGCACCCUGGACUUUUAUUAUUAUCAAAUAAACACCUUCACAAAUCUGCCCAUCAUUAUCAAGAGUGUGUUUUUCUUUCCGUCUCUCCCAAUGGUUCCAAAUACAUUUGAAAGUUAAUUUACAUUUUUACCUUGUAGAUCUAAAGAACUUAUUAAAGAUGCAAUUUUGGACAAUGAUUUCCUCAAGAAACUGGAAGCAUCCCAAAUUCGUGAAGUUAUGGAGUGUAUGUAUGAGAAGAAAUGCAAAAAAGACGAAUAUGUCAUCAAGGAAGGAGAACAAGGAUCUCACCUUUAUGUUCUGGAAGGUAACUUAAUUAGUUAUUAAACUAUUUGAACAGUAGGCCAUUUCCUAGUUAUUCCUAGCCUCUUGCCUUUCUUAAGGGAAAGUGCAAAGUCUUUGAUAUGAAAAAAUUUUGGAUUCUGAUGCAGAUAAAGGUUUUUUCCGCCUUAAAAGGUUUUGUCCGCGGCCCCAUUUGAAAGUGGGGCUUUCCAGAACCCAGAAAGGGCGUCCCUGUUACCUAAGUCUUUAACAAAAUGAUAUUCCAUGGCAGGAAUUAUGAUCACAGAAAUAAGGGACAUUCCAAAUAUUUUUGUUGCCUGAUUUUAACCCUUAAAUCUCUAGCAGUGACUAGAGUCUCCUUCACACUAAUCUUGUUCAUGAAGGGUCUAGAGAACAGUGUGGACAGCUUGAAUCACUAACCUUCAAUUUCAAAGACCACAUUGUGCUUUUGACUACAACAUAGUGCUCCUUAAUUGACUACUUGAUUAAAAGUCAAUGUUGUUUUUCCAAGACCAGGGUAAUGUAAUCCAAACAUUGUUUUUUCUUGUCACAGAUCAAUGAAAAGCUUUAUUGUCACAUUAAUCAAUGAUGUCUGUCUUGCUUUUGUUGUUGCAUUAGCCUUUUUAUUGUGGUCAAAGAAAAAAAUCUCUAAAAACAUCACUACAAAAGUUCUGCCAAAGAGCUUUCAUUUAAAUGGCAACACCACAGGAUUUUAUCCCAGAUUUAAAAUAAGUUGCAGUCAGUGAUGAAUAAUCUUUACUUGAUGUGUUCAAGGUGAAAGAGGUAAACAAAUAACUGUGUAUGAAUCAAUUUUUUCUUCUUUCCAGAUGGCAAAGUCAAAGUCACAAAGGAAGGAGCUGUACUGGGCCAAAUGGGCCCUGGCAGAGUUUUUGGAGAACUUGCCAUUUUGUACAAAUGUCCAAGAACAGCCAGCGUGAAAGGUAAAUUUGUCUUUAUAAAUCUGUUAAAUAAUUAAUGUAGAUAGCCAGGCUCUCUUUAAGGCUUGAGUAUCCAAAAGACUUGGCUAUUACAUGACUUUUAGUAGCUCAGUCUUUUGGAUACAUUGUAGUGGUAUACAAACGUGUACUUAUGUGUGUCAGCCAUAAGAAGAGUCCAACAGUGAAUGCACUGUUCUUAAUUUGAUGGGUUUCUUUUCUUAUUCAAGUGAGGAAUCUGUUGAGCUCGAAGGGGGAAUGGGAGGUGGCUACAGCCCAUCUUGCAGGCCCACCCCCUGUACAGGUCCACUUCCCUCCUUUUGAGGGUUAGCGUAGGAGACUUGACGAACCACUGAUUUGACCCACAGGGAUUCCUGUAUAGUGUCUGAAACUAUAUCUGUAAUAACCUCAUUAUACCUUAUUGGUGAAUGUGAAGUGAGCCCAGUGCCUUUAAGCUAAAACACUUUGGGUGCCAAGAUUUACUACACACCCAAGUUCAAAAGAAAGGCUGGCAGGGCCACAGGGAUUUACCCUAGGACAUCUAGGGUGCCAAGAUUUCCUGUUUACCCAAGAGCAAGAGAAAGGCUGGCAGGGGCCACAGGGCUUCACCCUACGACAUCUAGAGUGCCAAGAUUUCCUAGUCACUCAAGAGCAAAAGAAAUGCCACCAUUAGGGGCCACAGGGGCUUACCAGAUCACAGCCCAGUCAUUGCGUUAUAAUAAAAAAUUUAAACAUCAUUAAGGCUUUAGCAGGCAGUAUGUCAAACUCUUCUGUAAUGGUUUCUUUUUCAGCUGAGACUGAAGUUAGGAUGUGGGCAAUUGACAGACAAACAUUCCAAACAAUAAUGAUGAAGACAGGAAUGAUGAGGCAAAAGGAACACAUGGACUUUUUGAAGAGGUGAGGCAUUAUUUGCAUAAUUGCUUUCACAAACCAUAUGUCACUUUCAUCAAACCACAUUUACAAAGACACUUACGACCAGAGACAGUCCCAAAUUAAUGGAGGUCUGUGUUAACUAAAACGCUUUCUAUCUGUCUCAGAACUGACCGGCCUAACCAUUCCUGUUGUAAUGAGAUUUUCAUUUUUAAUCAAAACUAUCGAGCUAGAUCAGUCAAAUCCUAAAAACUAUUGACAAAGGAGAUGGUUUUUUUUAGCAACAACUCUUGGAAAAAGCCUUUCUUAUUGGUACUUAAUUUCGCAAAGCAGCUAGGACAUGACAAUCAGAAAACUAAGCAUCUCUAACUUAAAAAUAAGGCUGUAGUCACUAUUAGUCCCUGCUUUAAAUGGAAACUCAUUAAAUAGACAACAGACACUUUUUUCUUGCGUAAUCAACAGAAUUUCAAGGAACUUAUCUCAACAACACAGACAUUCGUUAUUCAACAGCGUGUUCUGUAUAUAGGCUUUACAUUUUCAUGUGAAAGUAACAAAACCUUGGAAUGACAGCAUAUUGAUGUUCACAAAACUAAUUGCAUGAGAUAUCACAAAGACGUCAAUUACUGAGAAUUUUGCAACAGAUGACAACUAUAACGUAGUAAUUCUAUUACAUAAAAUAACAAUUCAAAGAACAUGAUAACGGAAAAGUGUGCAUCCUGUGAAAAGGCCCUGCUUCCAUUUAGUAAUAUGAACAAACAUCCCAACAGACUGAACGACAGUAACAGUGCUAGUAGUGUAAAUUAUUAUUAUUAUUAUUAUUAUUAUUAUUAAUAUAAUUAUUAAUGGUAUUAAAUAUUAUUAAUAUUACUAUGUCUUCCCUGGGGUUCUUACAGUCAAGUAACUAAUAAUUUUUAACCUCUUUAUGACCCAAGGACUGGACGGCAAAGAGGAAAAAAAUGACGCACUAAUCAACAAUCAAUUCCAACCAAGGGAUAAUAGAUGAAUUCCCUGAAUAACUAAUAUAGAUACUACAGGGACACAGGGAAGCAAGGAACGUACCUGAAAAAUGAUAUGUAGUUCACUGUAACAUUAUCACCAGUCAGUGCAUCUUGUUCAUUAGGUCCACCAUCCAUACAUUCCAUAAUCACUGUCCAAUGCUUUUGAAUAACUUUGCGGUAUUCUCUGGUUUUUUAGUGUUCCACUUUUGAAGGACCUUCGUGAAGACAUACUGUCAAAAGUUGCUGAUGUCAUCGAGGAGGUAAAGUUGCUGUACUUUGGCUGCCAAAAAAAUGAUCAAAAUUAAUAUUGUUCUUUGUCUAAAUUAUUAGUCCAUGCAUUUCAGUUCAAUGAAUGUAUUUCAAAUAAUUUUUGUCCAUCCAACUGAUCAGAGGAUCUACUUUACUGCAUAAGUCUUACAUAUAUUAUGUUAACUACAGGUAUCUUAUGAUGAAGGAGAGUAUAUCAUACGCCAGGGUGCCAGAGGAGAUACUUUCUUCAUCAUCAAGAAAGGAAAGGUACUAACUCAUUCAAGUCUUUAAACCCUAAUAUCAAAAUUUCAAUACUCAUUUAUUGUCCAUAUACCUUUUUAGAAGUACUGGGGAAAAUUUGUUAAAGUAUCAAUAAUAAAUAAUAGAUUCAUCUUCUGUGAUGAUGUCUUUAAUUCUCAUGACUACUCUUCUCUAUAAAGCAUUGUUGAUAUUACAAAGAGAAAUUUUAUGCCAAUCACUCUUAUGGCAGUGCUUGCCCGUGGCAACUACUUGCCUGUCUUAGGUAAUGAUUUAGUUGGAGGAUGACUUGCCUGGGCCGUCGCAUAUCGGGCAAGUGAGCUUUAAGCGUUACUUUCCCAACAAGAAAAACUACUCGUCCCGGACUGCUGGACCGGACUUUUUUCAUGCCCCGUUAGGGCUUAAAGAUGUGCCAUUGAAAAUUAAUUUAGAGAUGGCUUGUAUCCAUCCGCAAGCUGGCUAAUAAGGCUUCCAGUAGAUGACAGCCCUCCAACAGUAUCACUCCCUUGUUGAGCGCAUAACUGCACGCACAUCUUAAUGUCCUGAUAGUGACAGUUUUUACAAAGGAACAAAAUGCAGCUGUAGUCAUUAAACAAUUCAAGAGAGAAUGCAUAACAUUGAAAUGGCUGCAGCUGGCUCAAAGCAAUCAGUUUGGAGCUGCAACACCUGUCAUGCAUUUCACAAUUUUUGUGCUGUAGACAGACGUACAGCUGUACAUUGAAGUGUCUAUUAUCGGCCCGAUUAUCAGCUGUUGCUUGCGAAAUGAGCCGGAGCUCCUCCCCCAAACAGACGGCUGGACGCAUGAGUUUGCUAUCGUCAAUUACCAACAAUCAGCUCGUUGCCUGCUCAAAUGGAGUAGGCAGCAUAAAUUUACUUUCCUGAAGCAGAUUUUAAACAGCGGAUGCAAAGGUGUUGUUUGAUUUUGCAUGCGAUCGCGUUUUAGAGCAUUUUAAGCUAAAAAACCUGAAAUAUUGCCAAAGAAAAGUGUUAGCUUAAAAACGUUGGUAAAUGGUAUGCUUUUGAAAUUCAACCAACCGUAUUUAUUAAUAAUUAUUUUUCAGUCUGCAUCGGUGGUGGUUGACAGCUAACGUGAAAGAGACGACUGUCAAGUCCAUUUCUGUUGUAAUUUCUCUCCAAUUUCACUUCACUUCGCUAAUGCUAGAUCAAUGUAAAUACCAGUACGUGUUUCUGCUGAUUUUUAUGGCGAAUACCAAAGUGACGAAGAAGCAAGUUUGGUAUUUAAUGACAUCUCCCAUUUCCGGCAUUUUGUAUCUGUGCAUAAACCAAAUUUAGGUCACAGACAUGAUAGGCCACUCACACGUCCAGCUGUCUCUUCUUGGGGAGGACCAAGAGAGCAGAGGAAAUCGAGCCUAUGUCUAUUACGACCUGUUGGUUUUUGGCAUAUCUUAAUGCUAAUUGUUCGCUGUGAAUUAGAACCCUGGGACAUAAUCAUGUAGCUCUUCACAUAGCUGGAUACAGACUCUUGUACGUUUUCUUUUCCCACAGGUUAAUGUUACUCAGCGAACUUCAGUUCAUGCUGACCCCAAGCAUAUACGCACUCUGCAAGGAGGAGAAUUUUUUGGAGAGAAAGCUCUCAAAGGGUAUGUUUAUGUUUAUGUUAAAUUUCCUGUAUUUCACAGAUUAGUCACAGGGAUGUCCAGGUGAUUUCAAGAUUUUGCAACAUUAAGUACCCAGCUGGGUCGAAUCUUGCUUUAAUAUUUCUAUAUAAAGUUUUUCUGUCAGUCCUGCUUGAAUUACAGCCUUAUUCUUUUUGUAAAUGUACCCUAGAUUCAUAUUAAUACAGAUUCUGAUCAAAAGUUUUUUUUUACAAAUAUGGCUGCGAUGUUUCACCUACUUUAACUGAACCAUUUAAUGUUGAGAUCUUAAACUUUUGAGACCUGCUUACAACUUAACAAUCUUACAUGUAUAACGGUGCACCUUUCAUUAGCAAUGAUGCUUGUAAAAGGCAGCUCAAUGGAAAAUUCUUGGUAACUUCAGAAAUUUCAUUGGUGUCUGCAGGCAAUUCUGUUAUGACCACUGAGUAUGUCAUAUCCACGAAAUACAUGUAGCCACUUACAAGAAGCGUAUAGAAUGGUUUUAUUAACAUUUUACCUUUAACUACUAUUUUGUUUGUUUUGUUUGGCAGAGAGGAUUUGCGGACAGCCAAUUGCAUUGCAGGCAAAGGAGGUGUUGAUUGUUUAGUGUUAGACAGAGAGUAAGUAUACAUAAUAAAAGUUUUUACGAAGCUUAAGAGAGAAAACCAUGACAGGACUAGCUCAUUCAGUAGAGCACAUGAGAGCAGAGCCAUAGGCCACAUGUUCCAUUCUCAGGAUUGGACUAAAACAAAGCAUUUUAAAAUACAGUGGAGCCUCAGUAUAAUGAACCUCUAUAUAGCGAAGUCCUCAGUAGAAAAAAACGAUUCUGUUUAUCCCAGUAAUAGUAAAAUAUAUCGAAAAGAACCUCUUUAUAAUGAAACCUUAUUAUAGCGAACAAAUUCUGCCACUCUCUUGGCACCUCAUUAUGUUGAGGUUCCACUGUAGCAUGAGAAAUGAAGGCACUGUCUUUGCUUUACAAAUGGCUAGACCUUCAUGGGGCCUGGAUGAACACAAAAAAAAGCCAGUCCCGUCUGAGAAGGAGAUAAAAAUGUUUUCCUCAAUAGUAGUACUUUCAUGCAAAAUACAGUAACACUCAAAUAAAGUACAUUUUUGUCACCAAUAACACUCUUUUGCACAGUACCAACAGAAAAUCCCCUGGCAUCUUGCUCAGAUGCAGCCUUUGACCUUUUCUGUACUAUUAUAACAACUGACUGCUAAAAAUAGAUUGGAUUGGAUUGAUUCUAUGCUUGUGUUGAAAUUAGGAUGGGUUGAUGAUAGGUCUGUUAAGAGGCAAACUUGGAAGGACGCUCCCCAGAUUUCAGAUCUGCAAACACCUACAUUUCUAAAAUGUAUCUGUCUGCAAGAUAAGUCUGUCUUUUUGGGGGAGUUUCAAUCAUUUCAGUACAAAAAUAUUCUUAAAAACCAUAUGGAUUUGGGGACACCAUAAAGCCGUAAUAAAUAUUGCAAUAUUGUUAUGGUAUUCAACAGGUGUGGAUUUUAUGCUAUUAUUUUAGGCUUAGUAAAUAGUUUGAUUUAAGAGCUAAAAUAAUGAACUCACAAUGUAUAUUUCAACCCAUAAGAAAAUUAGGAGCAUAUCACUGUACACUUCAAGUAAUUUUAUCAUUGUAAUCAUAUGAAAAAGCAAAAUGAUCCAAAGUUUGACCAGUAUUAUUUUGUAUCACUCUUUACAGAGCUUUUGAAGCAUAUAUUGGUAGUUUAGAGGACAUGAAAACAGACAAAUAUAGUGAUGAGAAAAGAGGAGUAGAGCCUCAGAUGCUCAGGUAACAUUAACUUGUCUCACCCCAAUAAAAUAUUACUUACAUUAGUUGGGGCAUAUGCUACAUCUGGGGUUGAUUAGGUCAUUUCCGAAUCACCUAAAUUACAGUAAGCCUUGUUUUUAAAGCCAGUCUUGGUGCUAAUUCUUUUGUGACAUAUCAAAUUACUUGAAAUAUUUCAUGCAUACCCAAAUUAAAUCACCUGAAUGGUUGAAUAACAGGCCCAGCUUUGAUUAAGUGGCUGUGUGCAACUCGAAAUGGGCCUUUGGAAUAGGCUUUGAUAUUCAAUACAUGUAGUUGUUUUUAAGAGGCUGGUGUGAAAUAAGUGACCUGUAAAAUCCCUAUGCAUGAGAGGGAGUGCAUUUACCAAACAUGUUUCACUAUUUUAUUUUUAAGACAUGACUAAAUUUCUUCAUGAUGUUGUUUUAAUUUUUAAUUUAAAUUUUUGGGAUCACAACACCUAAAGGGUGAUCAUUACUUCAAUUACUUAGAAAAAUACUUUUUUGAAAGAAACAUUAUUACUGGGUAUAUGUAGUAAAAGUAAUUUUAAUUCAAAUUUAAUUUGGAAUAAGCUUGUUUUUCAUUCGUAAGCUCUAAACAUAACAUUUUCUUUGUUUCUGACUUGAGCAUUUCAAUUUUACAUCUUAAAAACUGUUACCUGUAAAGAUUUUUACGACAUAAUUCAUACCUUGUAGAGACCCAUAGCAUCAAGACUAUUAUUAAUUAUUGUUAAAUAAUAAAGUGUUUAAUAAGGAUCAAAGUUAGGGAAUCUGAUAUUUUUUGAAAUUCAUUGUCACAAAAAUUCUUGUUUUAUUGACAAGGGCCAUAAUGAAUCUACAGAUAAUGCUGCGAAAAAUCUUUUUUUAUACAUUCUUAAUUAUUUUUACAGUAUUAGAGUAAUAUUACCUGAACCACUAACUGCACCUAAAACUGACCAACUUUAAUUUUAUAUCAGUUUAAGUCUGAACAUUUUUCUUUUCUGGCAGCCAACUUAUACAUUAUUAUUUUUGUUCCUUAUAACCCCUUAACCACAUAGAAUGAUCCAAGAAAUGGAAAGGUUGGUACACAAAUUAACUGUUCUUACACAAAUAUAAAAAAAUGAAUUAAUUCCAAUGUUCAUUUUUAACACAUCUGAAGCACUGAAAUAUCAGUUUGAUAACAAAAAUAACAUCAAUUUUCAUUUUAAUUAAUAACCAUUAAUAACUACCUUGCAAAAUAAACCUAUCAUAAUUCAAAGGUCAAUGCUGUAAAAUAUAUUUAAAAUUAAUUUAAAAUUUUGGAAUAAACAUCAUGAUAUUAUUGUAAUCAAUUUUACAUGCCUGGUAGGCUCACAGAAAAAGGCAGGUGGUUAGCAGCCUGCAAUUAUUGAAAGUUUAUGUGCAUUUGGGAGAGUUGACACUGCUCUAUCCGUUCACUGUACGACUACUGUAGUUCAGCUGUACCCUAAAAAUCUAUCAUUCACAAUGUACAUGUUCAAGCCAUCUUUGUACUAAGCAACCCCAGCUUAUAAGGAUACUCAAUGCUGUCCUGUUUUGCAGCAUUAACAGAUAAAUGUUUAGGUUUUUUCUACUUUUUCUUUUGUAAACUUGAAGACUGCCUUGACCGUUUCAAUAUAGCCCUACAAAAUUCUGCACAAAGCACCUGGAAAGUUUUCUAUGAACAAAUUUUUCCAUUUUGAAACUGCGUCCCCCAAAAAAAAAUAACAAAAUAAAAUAAAUAAUAAUAAUAUUAACAGAUAAAACUACUUUUUAUUUUGUAAACUUUUUGAAUGUACACAACAAGUUUUCUAUGACUUGUUUUGUAUAAAAAAAAUAAAAUAAUAAAAUAAAUAAUAAUAAUAUUGGAAACUUUAUUUUGUGUUUUUGAAUGUACAAUUGUAAAUCUCGUUAUGGUUAGGCAAUUUAAAAAAGCUGCUUGAGAUUGGAUUAUUCAAAAAAAAAAAGACAGAGAGAAAAAAGAAAAGAAAAGAAGUCAAAAUUGCAUUAAGUCUGUUCUAUCCCAAUUCCUAUUUCUACAACAAAAUAUGUAACAUGUUGCUCUAAUGGCUAUAUUUAUCAUUUUCUUGAUUAUAUAAAGUUGCUGCUUUUUGUCAAUGCCAAUGUCAUUCAUCUUGUCUAAGAACGUGGAGCAUUCAUCGAAGAAAACGCCAAGGGAGCUCAUGGAGAGAUUAACAAAUUUCACAAAUCUGUAAUUUCUACUCAUUUCUUUGAUCAGGAUCAGAUAUUUUUCUUUUUUUACGCCCUGCAUUGUCAUUAAGGUUAGACUCGAAACCAACCAUUAAUUCUAGAACAUAUAGGCACUUGGACUGGAUUGGGAAAAGAAGAUCUGGACGAUAAUUUUCAUUAGUUAUUAUUGAGGGAUUCAGGAAACCAUUAACAUCUGCAUAGAGUGAAGAGUGAACAUUAAUUACGGGUUGAAGUGACUUGGCAAUGAAGUUACCCUGGGCAGUACUAAUAGCCCAAAGACUGGUGGGACCAAGUAACUGACUAAAACAAUUAAAAUUAUAAAACAAAGAAGGGUUUAGAAUCACAACUGGCCGGAGGCAAACCAAUUAGCCAUUUACCAGCAUGGCGCUAGGGAAUGCUAUGAACAAAUUCAGCUAGCAUUCAGGGUGGGACUUGAAGUUGACGCUCUGGGAAGCCCUGCAAGUCUAAAGCCCUAAAUACUUGGCCAUGCUGUCUCCUACAUUCUGUCUCUUGUCUCCUGAAACUUGUUAAGUAUUCCCCUUUACACAAAUAUGUGUUCAAGUGUAAAAUUAUUUUGCCAAAGAAAACUUUCUCUUGUAAAUGGGGCUUAAGUAAGGUCAAUGGUUCAAAAAUUGUUGACAAUUUCUUAGGCUUUCUUGGUUGAUCACUGGAUUUCCUCACUCGACUUUAAAUGUGACUAGUCAACUUUAUGCAGGAUAUCCAUGUCACACAAUAUUAACUGUAUGCUUUUGAUGCAUAAGACUAGAGGCAACCCACUUUGAGAAUUUUGUAGGGUUUCUAAUAAGAGUUUAGUAUAAAUGUUGUUUGUUAUGUUUAACAACAGGUGCAUUAUAUAAUGCACAUGAUUUUCAGGAAACGUCAACCAUGCAUCAAAAGAAACUUGUCAUAGAUUGUUAUAAUCAGUGACCAGAACACCAGUCAAAUCAAUCAGAAUCAUGCAAUAAAAUAAUAUAAGAUGGUAUAUAUUGUCACUAUUUUAAGUUUUGUGCAUGUACAUGAUUUAAAGUGAUUUUUUUUCAGUCGCACAAAAGCAGAGCAGGAUGAGUUUGCCAAAGUGAAUUUAAGGGAUCUUUCAAUAAUUAAGACCCUUGGUGUUGGAGGUUUUGGACGUGUAGAACUGGUGAGUGUUUCAUUUGUCUGUUUGAUGUUGACAGCCACAAUUGCUUGCUUUAGCUAGGUGUACAUGUAUCUAUAUAUUAUACUUUGUACUCACUAACUGUCUUCUCUUUGGCUAAGAGCUUAUAGUUAAUUUUGGAACUCAGUGCUUCCUACAGAUUCGUGGCUGUGCUCUAGCACGGGGAGGCCCCUGGCACGUAACUUUUGCUCCUGGUUACUAGAAAAUCUAAUUUUUUUAGAAAAAUCAUAUGCUGGGCAACCUGGAUUUCACUGGUUCAAAGCACUGGGCACCUGUAAAAUUUGGCUAGAGUACAGCCAUGUGAUUAGUUAGUUAUUUGCGAGCAGACAACUGACUUAUCUGUAGGUUGCAUGUGCAAAGCCUGAUUUCCAACAGCAACUUCAAACUGUGUUCAUUUGGAAGUAUGUUUGAGGUUAUUUUCCUCAAAACAAUUUAUAAUUAAACAAUUCUUAGAUUUGGUUUUUGUGAAAUGUGCAAUAACCAAGGUCUCGGUGACUGUUAUCGGUCUUGGCUGAUGACUCUUAUAUUGACCUGGAUUAUCUAGGAUAUCACAGAGACCUCAUCCAAUGUUACUAACACAUAAAUAAUUAGAAAAGCCAGCAUUUGUUCCUACAAUUGUUGUCAACUUCAAAUUUCUGAAUUUUUUUUUCAGGUUCAACUUGCUAAUGACAAGAGAACAUUUGCACUAAAGACUCUUAAGAAACACCACAUUGUUGAAACAAGACAGCAAGAACACAUCAUGUCCGAAAAGAAAAUUAUGAUGGAAGCCAACUGUCCCUUCAUUGUUAGGUAAGAGACAAAUCAUUUUUUAGCCUUUUGAGAAAGUUUAUAAUACCCUUAAUGGCCUUAGCACAAUAAUAUAGGGUGCGGUUAUACUAGCAGUUUUACCCAUGGGCAAAUGGCUGUUGCCCACAGAGAAGCAACUGUUUUUGUGUGUCCAAUUUUCCAAGGUGAAAGUGACACGGGAAAAUUUCCAUAGAUAAAAAAAUAUAUCUAAUUAUCCUCUCCCCUUAGGGAGCUUUUCAGGGAUAAUGAAAUAAAUACUUCAAACUGAACAUAACAAGGUUUAGAAUCCCACCUGGCAGGAGGCAAGCCAGUUGGCUAUUUUACAAGUGUGGCUGAUGAUUUGAACUCGGUACUACUAAGAACAAACCCAGCUGGCGGUCAGGAUUUCGAGCACUGCUGUGAAUGUUUUCACGACUAAAAAAGUCAAAAGCAAAUUGGAACAUGCAGAAGUUUUCUCCACAACAGUGGUCGAAAAUUCGGUCCAGAAGAUGUCAUUGGACCCGAUUUUGAGGACCCUUAAUUUGACUAGUCAGUAGUGGGUGACAAUUUGCCUUUUUUAAGCGCAAAUUUAAUUUAUUGAUGUGUGCGUUUUUUUUAUCAAAGGGUAAAAAUGAUCGAAAACGUUUUACAAUUUAGUCAGUGUCAGUUAGUUUUUUCAGUGUUUACAAGGACUUCAAGUUUGAGUUUUUUUUCCUCUUGGGCAAUUUUGUCGCUGUGUAGCCGCAAAAAAGAAAGUGAUCAAAACCAAAAACGAACUUAACCCAAGCUAGACUUCCCAAGGGCGUCAAGGGCAGCUCUAGUGAUCAUGAUGGACCUUUUAUAUCUAGCAACACUUUAUUAUUAGGCAGAUUUGUUCAUCGAUUAAUUUUUCUUUCUUUGACUAAACUGGCUUAUUUGCUUCCGUUUUGUUUCUACAGUUAUCUCUUUUCUUACAAGCUUAAUUUAACCUGCAGACUAAGCAUUAGCGAGGAAAUUAAAUUUUAAAAACAAGCCGUAAUAGUACUAAAAGUCCAAUGACUGCAGAGAAAUUCGCGUAAAAGUCCAUCAAACAUUGCACCUCGAUAAAAUUAUGAUUUCACGACCGUUGCGCUUACCUCAAAAAACAACCCUCUUGCCUUUUUCCAUUGUUUUGAGUCGUCAAAGUACAACUUUUUCGUGGGAGCCCAAAAAAUUGUUCCUGCCAUUCCUGCGGGUAAUCGUCGUGACGAACGUCGGAGUAGUAUUAGCCAAUCAGAGUAUCGCAAGAACACUCAUCAACUCACGAGCAUGCCCCGAGGUGGAGGGCUCAGUAAUUCGUUUCUUGGGGAUGGAGAAAGUUAUUGACGGCAAAGGGUGAUGGAGAGGCGUUCAUUUUUUCACAUAUGAUUUGUCUGUUGUUGUUUCAGGUUAUAUAAGACAUUUACGAAUAAUAAAUAUCUCUUCAUGCUUUUGGAAGCUUGUCUAGGCGGUGAACUUUGGACCAUUCUCAGAGACAAGUAAGUCAUAAAUCAAAUACAAGGAGCCCCUCUUUCUCAUUAUAUGAUAUUCUUGGAUAAAACCAGUAUAAAUGCAGUAAUUUCAUAGACUGUAGCCCUAAGAUCUUUGUCAAAAAAACGUUCUCGCUUCAGGGGAUCAUUUGACGAUGGAACCACGCGCUUCUAUGUAGGAUGUGUUAUAGAAGCAUUCACGUAUCUGCAUGAACGAGGCAUCGUGUACAGGGAUUUGAAGGUUGGUAUUCCUUCUUUGUAUUUGCUGUGUUUCUUUGCCUUUUUGCCGGCUCACUCUCGGCUUAGACGGAGAUUCGAGGAGUUUAUGUUAGGGGAAGGGGUCUGCAAAUAUAGAAAUAUAUUUCUUGUCUUUUGCGUGCGCAGUUAAAAUGUUUAGCGGCUUUCGCUAGUGUCUCUGAGAACUUCAUUGUGUACGACGUACAAUAGACCGGCCUCUGUUUUCUUCUACAUUUUUGCCUUGUUCUCUUACACCCUCCCGAUUUUAUUAUAUAUCCUGUUUUUCGGGGUAAUAUUUUCCUGGCUUUAUGGUGGCUCUCUUGCGGGACAGAGCUUAUUUUUUCCAAUUCAACCAACCCAUUUUUUGAUCUCUUUAUUUUUGUAGCCUGAGAAUUUACUUUUGGAUUCCAAAGGUUAUUGCAAAUUGGUAAGUAACAGAAGAAAACGAUUUGUCUCUAACCCUUUUUGAGCUUUUAUCAAAUUCUCUCAACUAACUCUUUGAGGAAAUGUAAGGAGAUCACUCACGAGAAGUUGGGUGCGGAUACUGAAGCAUCUCGCCCCAUUUAAUUUCGUAUUGGUUCAUUAUCUAGCAGUCUAAAAAUGCUGAAAUGCCAUAAUUUGGAAGUAUACUGGCAUCCGUCACCCAAGAAUAGAAAAAUUUAAUUUACUUAAACUGAUACUAACAUUUUCCACAAGUGAGUGCUCUUGAGGUUGCUCUUGAACACUCCAGUAGCCAAAAUUAAAAACUAUUUUAUUAAUAAAUUGGUGUGUCCCUUUUUGUCAAGGUUGACUUUGGGUUUGCAAAGAGAAUAGGAUUCGGAAGGAAAACCUGGACGUUCUGUGGAACACCAGAGUAUGUGGCUCCUGAAAUCAUUCUCAACAAGGUAACAGUGCUUGUGUAUGUAUGAAAUUCAUAUAUUCAUCAUUUCAUCUUCACCUCUCCCGAGUACAUUAUGAACCAAUUAACUAGGGACUUUAAGAUCCAACGACGGGACGGCGACAAGAACGUCGCUUCAAAAGUGAAUUUGCAUUCUUUCAGUCUUUGUAGCGAUUAUUCCUACCCACUUACUUUGUCAAUUGUAGGCGAACCCUCCUGAAGCUGAAUUUCAAGGGGCCAUAUUCAAGCUCAGAUAGAAAAAAAAAUUCGUCGUUGCUUGUUUACGUCCUCCAUAAAACGCGAAAUGAGGCAUUUUCACGUCGUAGUCGUGCAAAAACUGGAAAGAAAUGUACAAAAAGUGUGAUAUACGUGCGAAGUUGUUGUUUUGCUAAUUAAACCUAUUUUUUCUUUGACGUUCUCGUUCUUGUCCGCGUCGUUGGAUCUUAAAGUCCCUAUUAAUGACCAGGUCUCUGUGCUGGCUAGCUCAAUUGUUUAGCGCGCUGCACCAGUAUCGCAGAGGUCGGGGUUCGAAUCCUGGCAAACCUGAAUCUUUUCAGGCUUUCUUUUCGCAUAAGUUACGACUUUAUCUGCGAGGAUCUUCCUUACAUUUUUUUAGUUCUUGUGUUGAUUUAUCACAUGGUUCCUUUGUCCUGUUUUUGCAUAAGCACAGCAGUUCUCGUGUGCAGAUCUUUCAAAAGAAACGUGAGACAUGACUGAGAUCUUGAUUACAGAUUUAACGAUAGAAGAAAGUCUAAUUUUCAUGUACUGUCCUUUAGGGUCACGAUCUUUCAUCUGAUUACUGGUCUUUAGGAAUUCUUAUGUUUGAACUUUUGACUGGAAGGUAGGUGUUGUGUUAUUUCCGGCUUAUAUAUAUCAUAACCUCUCUGUGUUGUAACUUGAUUACCCCACAAAUUGUAGCCAAAACGUCAUUGAGGUGCGAUAGCUGUUUGUUCGGAUUGGCAUAUUUCAGGUUUUGAUUCUGAGUCUCCUCAGCCGAAGCACCGAUGUAUGUAAAAUCAGCUUAAAGGAGGGAUAUUUUGGGCUUAAAGCGGGGAGUGUUUCUAUGUUAAGUUGUUGUGCAUGGGCACCAAAGCACCUCUCCCUUAGCCCCCCACCCCUUGCUAGAACAUUUUUGGAAUCUUCUAUUUCUAAACUGCUAUAUAAAUUCGUCAUCACUAUCCUGGUCCCAAGCAAGGUUCUAAAUUACAUUUACCAUCCCUCCUUGCUAUUACCAUUAUUAUCAUUGUAUUAUCAUCAUCAUCAUCUUCCUCCUCCCCAUCCUCCUCCUCCUCAUCAUCAUCAUCAUUAUUAUUAUUAUUAUUAUUAUUAUUAUUAUUAUUAUUAUUAUUGCUUUGGCCAAAUGAACCUCUCGGACUUCGAAGCCGAUUCACGUAACCUGCCGCAUGGCGGGAAAAUAUAAGCCACUAACAAGUUUCCCGAGUUCUUCAAGGCAUUAAACAGAUUAUUAAAAGCGCGCGGUAGGGAAUGAACGCGACUUCCGGUGGUUAAUUUUCCGCUCUGCCAUGUUGGUCAAGGAGGUGUUUAGAUCUACGCGCCUAGCUAGUCGUCAUUAUUGUCGUGUUGUCUUUGCUAAAUCUGCCCAUGAGAGGCAGCUGUAUUUGCAGGCUAUUAAUUAAGGCAUAAAAAAGAUGUUUUGAGUAAAGUCUAACAAAGGUUCCGGUUUUUUGCUCCUCAGCCCCCCGUUUACUGGAUCAGACCCAAUGAAGACCUACAACAUUAUUCUCAAGGGAAUUGACAUGAUUGAGUUUCCACGCAAGGUCCUGAAGAACGCUCACGCCCUCAUUAAAAAGCUCUGUAGGUGGGUGUCAAAAACUGUCAGUGAGUUUUUGACUUAGAGCCCGAGUGGUCGUCCUUCUUUCCUCAGAGCCACGCUCGGCGAGCGAAACAGUAAAAUGAUGCAAAUUCUCGCAGCCUUCACUGCUCGCCUUUCAAGCGUGCUCUCGAUCCACUGUGACUCAAAAGUAAAAUUAGAGACUACUCGCAGACUAUUUUGACUUGACGUAACAACUGUUCACAGUCAGCUUGCUUUCCAAACCUUCGCUUUGGAAACUCUUUAUAGAGGCGGACUAUCCUUUUUUAGUUGAUAGAAACAAACUUUUGAGAACCACUGUUUGCUCUCUCCAACUCCCUUUGUUCCAAAGAUGUUUGCACACAGAUUUGCUUAGGGCGAAACUUGCGAAUGAAAAAGAAGUAUGCCCCCUCAUCAUCUGUCCCCUAUUAAGCUUGGAAUCACGCUGACUUCGACAAGGAACAUAGCGUCAGAAUUAAUCGUCUUUUGGGUCCCUUCGGAUGUAAUUGCUCGCUGCAUCUUCUUGAUCAUUUUUACAAUUAAGUGAACGCGUCGUCUUAACCGAAAGUUACCGCCCAACAGUGUUAACUAUGUUUUUUUCUUACGAUAUUGUGUUUAUUCAUGUGUCGGGUAGUGUCCAUGCAAAAAAAAACGCUACUACAUUUCUCAUUUUUACUUCAGAGACAACCCUACUGAGAGACUCGGCUACCAGAAAGGAGGUCUUAAAGACAUCAUGAAAAACAAGUAUGGAAUUCGACAUUGUCCUUUGCUUUGACUUACGCUCCAUCUUAAGCUAAGGGACAGUUAAAGAGCUACGCGCUUGAGAUGUUCCUACUCGAAAAAAAAAAACCAAAUUCGCUCACUAAGUUUCUUUAAUAAUGAAACCGAAGUAUACGGAUAAAAAUAAUAGAUUGUGCACACACAUGCAAAAAAUGGAACAACUUACUUAGUGUUGCAGAUCACAAUAUUACCAAUUUAGACAGUUCUUUUGUAUCUAUAGAUUUUGCAUCUGAUUUAAUCGCUUUAAGUUGUUUCAUCUAAUUUUUCAAGGUAAAAAUGAAGAAUCAACCAACACACUGUCCCAAUAAAUGUUCGGAUAAGCGAUAAGUCCAAAAUUUAAACUUUGUCCUUAUUUUUUUUAGGUGGUUUGACGGUUUUAACUGGGAAGGAUUAAGGCAGAGAAAACUUCAAGCUCCCAUCAUUCCAAAGGUUUGUUUAUUGAUUUUAAUUAUUGUUCCUCAGUUUCGCAUGCAGCCGCAACUCAGCGCAUUCUGGGGAAAAUAGCGAUCCAUCGAUCCAUCGCUCCCUUAUGCAAAAUUCGUUCAUAGUUUUUCUGACACUCCGGUCAGCGGUUUCCCCUUUUUUCUCUGCCCCUAGUACAGUCCCAGAAGUCUUUGCGAAAGUUAACUUGGCCCAGUCUCCUUGUCAAGUUCUCUGUUUACUCUUUGUUUUCAGAUCAAGUCUCCGACAGACGCAUCUAACUUCGACGACUAUCCUCCUGAUGACGAGACGCCUCCGGAUGACACUACCGGUUGGGACAAGGAUUUCUAGUUCAUAGUGUGUUCACCUCGCGUGAAUCUCUCAAUAAUCCAAUAGAGAGUUUAUUUUCUCAUUGUACAGAGCAAGGCAAAAGAGGGUCGUCCCAAAUUGUUUGUUUUUACUCCAGAGUUAGACAGUUUUCCUCGUUUUCUUUUACAAUGAGUAUCGUUAUUCAUUUCAUUUACCAACCGUUACCUUUCCUUUUCCAGUAGUUGUGGAGCCGAGCUUGCCCUAGUCCCUAGGCCUCAAUUGUCCGCUCGGUCUAUGCGUUUUGGGUCACGUGGACCGUUUUGAAUCACCGAAAUGCAUUGACCGAGAAGGCCUGGGAAGAUGCCGUACAGGGACUAGACAAGAGUCACGUGCUUCAGCUAAACCCAUGUCGUAACUUCGCAACUUAGCUUCUGAUAAAUUAAAGAAAAUGUUCUCUUCCUCUGUAGCUUCUACUGCGGUAACAUGAUUGUUCUACCCGCUAUAAAUUACAAAUGUAAAAGACAGCUAAUAUUUUUCCCAGUAAGUGUUUGACAUGAUCUACACGGGUUUUCAUCUUUUGUCGUUUCUGCAAAAUAUUUCUGUAUAAUUGUAUCAUGGGAAACCGACUGUCAAAUUUAGCAUCUGCUGUUUAAUGAGAAAUGAUAAUAGCAAUAUCGCAAUAUUUUAUUAUUAAUAAUAAUAACCGUCUGUUUGUUCUUUACUUCUCUGCCUGAGAGAGUUAAAUAACGGGUAUGCCGACAUAUAUUUAACAGUUUACUUGAAGGCUUCUGUGAUCACUCAUCCGUAAUGUGAAUAUUUGUGGAAAAUAAGUUUUGAAACAAAAAUCAAGGAUAUCAAAGAAACUUGGCGUUUCGAUGGCUUCCUCUCAUCAUUAUCAAAAGGUAAGAAAUUAACAUGAUUCGUGGAAAUAUAUAUGAAAGUGCGAAAAAUGCAUGUAAAAUUUAAGCGUGAAUGUGGACAAAUGACAAUUGAAUAAACAUAAAUGUAUCUCUAAAUGGAUUCUUAUAAGAAAAUUUGUUACAUCUGAAACAGCUUAGUUUCAGACUAGAGUCUGGCAAGUCAGAGAUUCAUCUUAUCUGUCCGAGCAACACUCAGUUGAGCAGUUUUAAAAAAGAUCGUUCUGUUUAAGGACACUGUACAAUACGGAGCUUGAUCACAAAAAAAGCAUGUUAAAAACUUAAAAUAGAGGGAAUUAUGGUCCCCAACCUUCUAAUCCCCGUGCAAACAAUCGCAACAUCGUUACAUGUUGCGUCCGUUUGAACACACUGUUGCAUGUUGUUGGGAGUUGUUGCGCAAAGUUUAACACCGGUCAAACUUUUGGAGCCAACAACUCCCAACAUUUCUUUUGUUCCGUGAUCGCCGAAGCGUAGCGCAACAAUGUUGGAAACGGUUGCACAGCUCUUCCAACAGUGUUGGGGUCCACCGCCGUAGCCAGUAUGAGGCGAACCGAGGCACUCGCCUCGGUAAAAUUUUACCAAAUACUGUCGAUUUUUAUUUUUUUUAUCAGACUGAUUCAUACAAAGUCGGUUUAUGGACGGCCCUGGGGUCACGCACGGCAUUACACAUGGUCUCCAUACAAAGUCUUAUGGAUUGUAUCGUUCCCACUAUGCACUGCAGGUCCCAACAAUGUUGGCAGUUGUUGCGUCCGGUUGCACGUAGCUUUAAGAAGUGUACGUAAAUCAAUGACAAUAAUACUGAUGAUAGUUCAGAGUUCUUUUCGCUCCGAGUUAACUGAUUCUCACACCUUCGGUGGUUGAAAUCUUGCGGCUGGCUUUCUUAAAUUGUUCAAACUUCGCGUAGGUGGAACUUGAAUUUCUUAAUACUUAAAAGUAGAGUGGGUGAUUUUUCCUGAAAUUGAAUUUUGGGGCUCUGUCGGAAGUGAAAGGAAAACUGAACUAAAUGAAAGUGGAUUGUGGGAGAUUCCCAUUCGACGAUUUGUUAAAGGAAUUUGCUUCCAUUCGUCAGAAGUUUGCUGAAUGGUUAAUGAUGUUACUUUUUAAAAAUUUAAUCUAUUUUUAAUAAAUAGGCAUUACGGUAAGCGAAAGUACUUCUACGAAGGGACUUUUUAUUAUUUUUUAUUUUCUAAGAUACCAACUUCAUGGCGUUUUAACGUCAGGGUACGCAUGCGUAGUUCAGUAUCGUGUGAAACUGAACGAACCCAAAAUCAUCAUGGAAGUGUUAAUUGCAAAGAAAUAAAAGUUACUACGAUCAUUUGGCUGCACGCGUCUCAAAAAGAGAAAUAUUUGACAUAUCACACUUUCAGACCCCAAAGCCCCUCUAUUUAAUUUGUUUACAAGAAGCGGCACUGUCAAUUAGAAAUAAAACUGAGUGCUGCGUUAUUUGAACCUCACUGGGUUUUUAAUCAAUAAAUUAGUAGUUUUAGUAAAUUAGUAGUUAGUUGCAGUCCAGUGACGUCUUCUAAAACCUUUCCUGUGAAAGUCAAAAUAGGGUUGACCAUCAGACUAGAAAUAGCCCGGAGAUUUAUCGAGAGAAAAACGACUAUUUUUACCGGUUCUUUUUAAAGUGUUCUUUUUUUUCAGUUUUUACUUCGUGAAUUUAACGGAUGUUUCAGAUAUCUUGACUGAACUUUUCCUUUAUUUCUUUAGAUUCUUUCUUUCUCUUGCUAACUCGAAUUAUACCACAGAUCUUCGUUCUCCCUUUGAGUAUCGUUUUAUCUAGGAUAAAAGAGGUUUCAAAUCCCAGGAGAGAAAAACUUAUUAUUGAUCAAGUGACGGAGUUGGACGGUUUGUCACAUGAUUUAUAUUGUGAAUCACGUGCCAAAACGUCCCUGUAGAUCGCUGGGAGCUCGUAGCGGGCGUCGUUUCGUUUUCUAUGCCGAGUUCUGAAACCUCGUUUACUCUAAAGAUCAUUAUGACAGGAUUAAGCAACUCUUUCUUCGCUAAUAUUACUUUAUCCUUUACAUUUCUCCAUUUGAAAAUGAGGAGUCACCACUGUUGGUUGGAUUAUUUAUUUUGGACGUCCUACUCGGGAAGGAAUGUUACGUAUACGCAGCGCUGCACGAUGGUUUUGAUCAGUCAAGUCCCCCGGCGUUCUUUCUGACUUACUCCCUUGUCCGCGCAAGUCUGGGAAAGGGCGGGCUAGUUCUCGGUGACGUCACAGCUCGCGGUAGAGUCCAGGUUUCACCGAACCGAGAGCGCGUGGAGACUAGGCUGUGUUUUGAUAUCCAGUAUCCGUAAAAUGAAUUGAAUUUUAUUGUUGGUAAUUUUUGUAUUUAUUCUUUGUUAAGUGCAGAUAAUGAUAAAAUAAAGGAUAAUUAGAGAAAUCUGUAGUGUAGUGGGAGC